Desarmillaria tabescens is the source of this 462-nucleotide messenger RNA. RefSeq lists its product as uncharacterized. Bases 1 to 462 code for a protein of 153 amino acids. The record is from RefSeq and is a predicted model, not a curated record. The transcript is spliced from 5 exons. NCBI's taxonomy places the organism in Eukaryota, Fungi, Basidiomycota, Agaricomycetes, Agaricales, Physalacriaceae.
AUGGACCUUCUUGGCCUUCGACUGGGUGUUCCAUUUUCUGUGCUGACAGGAGCAGAUGCUCUGAUUUUCGAACUAUCACGUUUUAUGGGGUUCAAUCGUAAUGUAAAUACCAGAUGCAGACUGAAGGUCCUCCCAAGUGAGCGAGGGACGUACGUGUGGCUGCAAGAGUAUGCUGGAACUAUGGAGGAACUUGGCAUCAAGUGGUUGGGAACGCGUCGCGCCACGCGUACACCUGAGCAUGCAUUGCUGUUGGGCGCCGGUAACAACGCGGUCGUUGUGGCACGGUCUAAGGCCUUCGUCCACCUGAUCCCGCUAUUUCCGAACCUCCCUCUCUCACACAUUACCCCUGGGAACCCGCGCAGGAUUCUCAAGAAGCUGAUCUUCACCGGACCGACAAUUCAUUUGGUAGCCAGUUCUCUUGUCGACUCGGAGAACCGAAGUGGCAUCCCUUUGGAUGCUUAA